AUGGCAACAACACCGCCCUCUUAUACCAAAGUGACUCACUGCGCCACCUAUCCCGGCAUCAAUCCAACUCAGCCCGGCCUUUCUACCGCAGGCAAGGUUGUGCUGAUUACCGGUGCAUCUGGCGGCAUCGGCCGGGCCACUGCCAUAUCCUUUGCCGCCUCGAGACCCCGAGCCCUCAUCCUCCUCGGCCGUCGCGUCGACGCCCUGAUGGAAACCGCCACGAUCAUCAGCACAAGCCACGCAGACGUGACAGUUCAAGCCCAUCAGGCCGACCUUGGCGAUGCUUCGAGCGCACGCAAUGUCAUGAGCAAAGCGGCUGCUGAGUUUGGCAGCAUCGACAUUCUCGUGCACUGUGCUGGCGCACUCGCUCCGGUAAUACCCCUUCUGGAGGCGGAUCCGGCCACUUUCCUGGACGGCUACAAGACUACCGUCGUCGGUACGCUGGUGGCGGCGCAGGCUGUCGUCCUCGCAAACAAGACCAUUGCCAAGGAAGACAAGCCCGUCACCUUCAUCAAUCUGACCACAGCCGGCAUCCUGUUUCCCCCGUUCCCCGGUAUGGGCGCCUAUGUGAGCAGCAAAAUGGCUGCCGUGAAGCUCCUCCAGUCCUUUGCGGCCGAAAACCCGCAAGUGCGCCUUCACAAUGUGCAUCCAGGACUUCUUGAAACGGCCAUGUCAGCCAAGCUGGCGGAGUCGAUCCAAUUGCCAUAUGCGUAUGAUGACAUCUCUCUUCCCGCUGACUUCCUUGUCUGGGUCGCCUCCCCCGAAGCUGAAUUUCUCAAAAACAAGAUCGUCUUCGCCUCUUGGGACAUUGAUGAACUCAAGGCUCGCGAGAAGGAGAUUGUCGGUGGCCCGCCGGGAACUGGUGAGCUCUGGCUAGGCUACCAAGGAUUUCCACGAUUUAUGGCUGGCCAGCCUUUGCCUGGCACGCAGAAAGAGACUGAGAAGUUGGCUCCUGAUCUUGGUGAACAAGAUACCAAGCAUCAGGUCUUGGCGGUCUCCAGUUUCCCAACCACGAGCUUGUUCAAUUUCGCUCUAUUUUUCACGCUUGCACUAGCUGUGAUUGAGAUUAUACUCCGAUGGUCGAAGCAGAACAGUGGAUUAGGGCCAAAUCUGUCGGCAUACAAAUUUUUAUGGGAAUUUGGCCCAGCUGUCGUAUUUGCGAUAGCCUCCGGGUUCUGGGGCCGCCUUGCAGAUCAUAUUGGACAAACAACGGUUUGUCACCGAAUGAAAGACUCCCAUGGAGUGACUGCAUUUGCAACUCUCGGUAGAAUUCUUCUCAUCAUCACAAUAGGCCUGUCGUUCCGGCUUCUUGAAUUGCAGUGUGUUAAGCUCGACAGAAAAGCAAUAACUCUACUGGCUCACUCCGAGUUCUCGGGAGCUGGAUACAAUAGUGGAGAUAUCGAUGCAAAUCCAACGUUGACUGUAGCCGGUAUUCAUGGCCUUGGCCGACCAUAUCCUGCUGGCACGACUGGUGAACAUGCAUUUCAGCCUUUCAGUGCCGCUGUCAAAAGCAGAGAAGAUGACGGUAUAAUUGCGGGUAUUGUGGAUCUUUUCUCGUCGGACCUCAAGUGUGAAGUGGCGUCUGUCGUCAACUCAACUCCAAAAUGCAGCUCUGCCACUUGCCCCGACAAUGCACUGAGCGUGACUUUAAGCACUCCAACUUGCACAAAAUAUCGAAUCUCGCUAUUUCAAAGGAUUCCAGUCAGCGCGGACGAAUAUUAUGUGGACGUUGUAGCUGCUAACUGCGCAGACGCAAGUGAUGUGCCGGAAGAUCCUCAAUUGAUAUUUGUCGCCGCUCACUGGAAUCGCAAUAACCCCAAAGUAUCGUCCAUUGUUUGCGAGCCUAGCUACUCUAUAUCUCAAGCACACGUAUCAUUGCACCAACGGAACAGCAGUACCUUCAUGGUUAUUCCUAUCCGGAUCAACAAUGGCGAAUCGGAGCAGCACAUCCCGGAGGUGACACCAACAGAUCUUGCUGCGAGUUUUAUGUCAACACUAAAAAACGCCGAGAUACCACUAUCGAAACUACCUGAAGUUACCAAUAUGAUGGGACGCUCUUCAAACUCCGAUGGAGUGUAUUACAAUGCAUUCCACCUGGUUGUGAACAUGCUACUUCUGCGUUCACCCGAAGAACUCUUUGACUCAUUGCUUCUUGAAAAGGUUUCUCGUCAGGUAUACGCCUCAAUUACUGGGCAGAUCGCGAACCAGUAUCUUCUUCGCAGCAGUCACAAAGAGUUUGAAGGCCACUCCUUUGGCAACGUCAGCCGGGUCAUGGUUCAUGAAGAUUUCGCUAGGUUUAUCGAAGCCAGCUUGGUCGCUCUCAUAGUCUUAGUUGCGACUAUUCUGGCUCGAAGGCCAAUAGGAAACAGUGUAUCCCGACAAGGCGCUACUGUUCAGAAUUGGGGAAAGAAGGGGACUGAAUAA
This is a messenger RNA of Aspergillus affinis, 2424 nucleotides long. Its product is annotated as SDR family NAD(P)-dependent oxidoreductase. The coding region runs from base 1 to 2424 and encodes 807 amino acids. The transcript is spliced from 5 exons. Gene Ontology annotation, molecular function: oxidoreductase activity. NCBI's taxonomy places the organism in Eukaryota, Fungi, Ascomycota, Eurotiomycetes, Eurotiales, Aspergillaceae. The record is from RefSeq and is a predicted model, not a curated record. Gene Ontology annotation, cellular component: cytosol.